Messenger RNA from Spinacia oleracea (spinach), 1462 nucleotides. Its product is annotated as naringenin,2-oxoglutarate 3-dioxygenase. The coding region runs from base 142 to 1251 and encodes 369 amino acids. The record is from RefSeq and is a predicted model, not a curated record. The transcript has 3 exons. Lineage: Eukaryota; Viridiplantae; Streptophyta; Magnoliopsida; Caryophyllales; Amaranthaceae.
CUUAGGAUAGAUAGGUAGGUAGUUACUUGGUAUAUAAAUACGGAGUACUCCGUAACUAACAACCCAAUUGACACUCCCAAAACCCAAAAAAACAGCUCACAAAAUCAAUAACAAUCCUAGUACAGAAAACAUUAAAAGAAAAUGGGAGAAAGGCCUACAACACUGACGGCACUAGAAGGAGAGAAAAUCCUAAACAAAAGCUUCGUAAGAGACGAAGAUGAGAGGCCGAAGGUGGCGUACAACGUCUUCAGCCAUGAUAUUCCCGUCAUUUCUCUGGCUGGCAUCGAUUCAUCUGAUGGAGAAGAGAAGAGAGCCGAUAUCUGCUCUAAAAUUGUGGAAGCUUUUGAGGAAUGGGGGAUAUUUCAAAUAGUUGAUCAUGGAAUUGACGGUGAAUUAGUAUCUGAAAUGAGUCGUUUGGCUCGGGAGUUCUUUGCUCUUCCUCCUCAGGAGAAACUUCGCUUUGAUAUGUCUGGCGGUAAAAAGGGCGGUUUCAUUGUCUCUAGUCAUCUUCAGGGAGAGUCAGUACAAGACUGGAGAGAGAUAGUAGCUUACUUCUCAUAUCCAAUAAAGAGUAGAGAUUACUCAAGAUGGCCAGACAAACCUGAAGGGUGGAGGAAUGUGACAGCACAGUACAGUGAGAAGUUGAUGGGUUUAGCUUGCAAGCUCCUUGGGGUAUUGUCUGAGGCAAUGGGUCUAGAGACUGAGGCUCUCACUAAGGCUUGUAUCGAAAUGGACCAGAAAAUUGCAGUGAAUUACUACCCCAAAUGUCCACAACCUGACCUCACUCUUGGACUCAAACGCCACACUGACCCUGGAACCAUCACUCUUCUCCUCCAAGACAACGUUGGAGGUCUGCAGGCUACUCGUGAUGGUGGUAAGACUUGGAUCACUGUCGAACCCAUUCCUGGUGCCUUUGUUGUCAACCUUGGUGACCAUGGUCAUUAUUUGAGCAACGGGAGAUUCAAGAAUGCAGACCACCAGGCUGUUGUGAACUCAGACAGCAGCAGGUUAUCAAUAGCAACGUUCCAGAAUCCAGCAGCAGAGGCGAAAGUAUAUCCGUUGGCAAUUAGAGAAGGAGAAAAGCCAAUCCUAGAAGAGCCCAUGACAUUCGCAGAAAUGUACAGGAAGAAAAUGAGCAAAGACAUAGAGCUUGCACGCCUUAAGAAGCUCGCUAAGGAGCAGCAGUUGAAGGUAGAGGAGCUAGAGACAGUCAAGUUAGACUCGAAACCAAUUGAAGAGAUCCUUGUUUAAUAUUUAAACAUUAUCCGAGCAUCUGAUGUUAUGGUUUCGUAACUGAUAAUAGAUGUGCAAACUUUUGUUGUUCUUGUGUUUUCUUGAUCUAGUUAUAAGGUCAUGUGUAAGAGUGUAUGUUUGGUUCUUAGUCGGAAAUGGUGAAAAAUAAAAUUGUAAUGUGGUCAUCAAAUGCUUUCAUGCAAUACAAACUGCAUAUGGUCCAUAUGGA